AUGCUGAAGGAGAGUCUCGUUUUUGGCCAAUACAAAAAUUGCACAAUUGCACCAGCGCAAAUACUUUCCAAUCAGCAGCCCUGCUUUUCACAUUUCCCCAAUCCUUGGCAGUUCCCGAACAAGAACAACCUUUCUUAUUCUCCCCAUGUCUUCGUCCGCAGCUAUUCCUUACGUAGUCAACCCUGCUUGCUCCUUUUAACACGACUAGCCGAUUUGCACAGUCAGGAAUCCAUUUUCACAUGGACCUGCAGAAAACGCUGGCCAUCUUUCCAAAGGCACAACACUUUAAAUAUCAUCGUCACCGUCCACCAUUCCGCAGCCCUCUUCCUGUUCUUCAUCCCCUUCUCCCUCAUUGUCGUACGGCAGCGCCUCCACCGUUUCCUCUUCCCCAGCCUCAGCCUCAUAUUCCCCAUAUGCUUCACCGUCAUACCCCUCCCCCCCUACCCCCUCCUCUCCAGCCUCUCCUGA
This is a messenger RNA of Chondrus crispus (carragheen), 468 nucleotides long. RefSeq lists its product as hypothetical. The record is from RefSeq and is a predicted model, not a curated record. The transcript has a single exon. Bases 1 to 468 code for a protein of 155 amino acids. NCBI's taxonomy places the organism in Eukaryota, Rhodophyta, Florideophyceae, Gigartinales, Gigartinaceae.